AUGCCUCAAGUUCAAAGAAAAACCAUUUUUAUUACCGGUGCCUCAGGCUAUAUCGGUUCCAAGAUCACCGAGCUGGUCAUUGCAGACGGGUUCAUCGUUCGAGGGCUGUCUCGGUCCGAAAAAAACGACGACAAGCUUCGUGCCAUUGGUGCCGAACCUGUACGCGGCUCCAUUGACUCCUUUGACGUGCUAACCGUCGAAAGUGCCAAUGCCGACAUUGUCAUCCAUUUAGUCGACACGUGGAUUGCGCACUUCAACGAGGACUAUUCUGCUGUUGUGCGAGACAAUAACCUUGCCAUUGAUGCCAUCGUCAAAGGCAUCCAGGGAACAAUGAAACCGCUCAUUGUAGCAUCGGGGUCCGCGAUAGUCAAGCCAGAUCCGGAGCAUAACGAGACUGAUGAGACGAGUCCACUCAAUAUCGACGGGAUCAAUCGCCGAUACGAGAGCGAGCAAUACGCCCUCGACCAAGAAAGCAAGGGCGUUCGUGUUUAUUCGAUCCGCUUGGCACCUUAUGUUUAUGGCCAUGGUGGCAGUGGUAUUGCACUCUUCAUGCAGCUGGCCCUGCAGAGGGGCACAAGCGUAUACGUUGGCGAUGGAUUAAGGCGGACCUCUACUGUCCACGUCAACGACGCUGCACACUUAUUCCUGCUGGUGGGCGAUUUGGCAAAGGCGAUGGCGGAGGCGCUUGGAAUUCCGGUCAAGUCCGUGACAGAAGAGGAAGCUAUUGCGCAACUGGGACCAGCUUUGGGCAAAUUCAUCAGUCUUGAGAAUAUAGCCUCUAGUGCAAAAGCAGUGAGGGAGUUGGGCUGGAAGACAAAGGAAGUUGGAGUCCUUGAGGACAUAGCUGCUGGCUCCUAUGUCGCUGUUGCUGAGAGCCUCAAGAGCAGCUCUUCGUAG
Trichoderma breve is the source of this 897-nucleotide messenger RNA. RefSeq names its product NAD dependent epimerase/dehydratase family domain-containing protein. Bases 1 to 897 code for a protein of 298 amino acids. The transcript has 2 exons. The record is from RefSeq and is a predicted model, not a curated record. NCBI's taxonomy places the organism in Eukaryota, Fungi, Ascomycota, Sordariomycetes, Hypocreales, Hypocreaceae.